Molecule: messenger RNA, 411 nt
Organism: Blastocystis hominis
Lineage: Eukaryota; Bigyra; Opalinata; Blastocystidae
Exons: 4
Coding region: 1-411 (136 amino acids)
Source: RefSeq, a predicted model, not a curated record
AUGUAUGCCAAAUUCGUAAAACCCAGAUUUAACGUUACUGUCGAGGAGAUCCAACGGCUUGCCCAGCAAUUCAUUGCCAAUGGAAAAUCCACGGACAAGGCGAUCGUCUCGAUACCAAGAGAGAAGAGAACAUUUCAGAACGUGAUUAAGCCGCUUUUAGUCUACGACCACGGAAGUCAGGGAGCGAAUGGUACGAUUGGUACUCUUAUCAAUGUAUCGCCCGUGAAGGAAGUGCGUGACGCAGCGAAUGAAGCUUCUGUGGCUAUGAGUCAGUACUCAAUGUCUCGACUGGUCCAAAACGACCUGUAUACCGCGUUGAACGAGUUCAACGAGGAUCGAAAGAAGCGCAAUGAAAAGUACGAUCCCGAUAUUGAGAAGUACAUUCAGGACAAUCUGACUAGCAUGAAGUAG